GGGGGGGGGGAAUAGCGCGGGAUUUGGCCUAAGUUCCGUUUGUUUCUUGAAUUUCCAACCACUUUGAUGCAGGCACGACAUUUGGACAAGUCAGACGAAUCAUCUAACUUGUCGGACGAUGAUUAUGUUCCUUAUAUACCAGUGAAGCAACGUAAACAACAGGAGCUUACUUCACUGCAGCGUGUAUUAGGUAAUCUUGCGUACACUGAAGUGCCUGAGGAGGAAUUAGACCAGGGUAAUACAGCAGAACAAGUUGAAGAUGAUCCGGAGGGUAUGACAAAAAAUUCAUCUGAUGACAAACAUCAUGGACCUAAUGCCCAGGGUAGUUUAUUUGAUAGAAUGUGGGAAUUAAAGCGAAAAGCUGAAGAAAGGAAGGAAACAGAACGGGAUAAAAAAUUAAAGGAAGAAGCUAAGAUUUUAGAAAGUGUUGCUGAAAAGACCGCUUUAAAAGGUGUUGCAGAACUAGCAAAAGGUAUCCAGUAUGAUAAACCAAUUCAAACCAGCUGGGUACCACCUGUAUAUAUCCGGGAACAAAGUGAAGAGAAAUCUGCAGAAAUCCGCAAAAAGUUUCGAAUUUUAACUGAAGGUGAUGAUGUACCUGCUCCUAUUCGACAUUUUAGUGAAAUGUGUUUUCCAAAGGCUUUAAUUGAUUUACUAAAACUACGUGGAAUAACAAAACCUACACCGAUUCAAAUGCAAGGUUUACCAGCUGUAUUAAGUGGUCGAGAUAUGAUUGGAAUUGCAUUCACCGGCUCCGGAAAAACAAUGGUGUUCUCAAUACCAGUUAUAUUAUUUUCCAUGGAUCAAGAACAGAAAAUUCCAUUUAUUCAAAAUGAAGGACCUUAUGGUUUAGUUUUAGGUCCAUCUCGUGAAUUAGCUCGACAAACACAUGAAGUAAUCUGUAGCCUUAUUGAUGGUUUAGUCAAAGCUGGUUUCCCGUCUAUUCGUUGUUGCUUAUGUAUUGGUGGCAUGGCUGUUAAAGAACAAGCAGAUAUUGUUAAAAGAUCUGGUGUUCAUAUUUUGGUUGCUACACCAGGUCGUUUAAUAGAUUUACUUCAACGUAAAAUGAUUAAUUUGGAAGUAUGUCGUUAUCUUGUUUUGGAUGAAGCUGACAGAAUGAUUGAUAUGGGUUUUGAAGAAGAAGUCCGAACUAUAUUCUCCUAUUUUAAGGGACAACGUCAAACACUUUUGUUCUCUGCUACUAUGCCGAAAAAAAUACAAAAUUUCGCUAAAUCAGCCUUGGUGAAACCCGUCACUGUUAAUGUUGGUCGAGCUGGAGCAGCUAGUAUGAAUGUCACUCAGGAAGUAGAAUAUGUGAAACAUGAAGCGAAAAUUCCCCAUUUACUUGAUGCUUUACAAAAAACUCCACCUCCUGUUAUUAUAUUUGCUGAGCGUAAACAAGAUGUGGAUGCUAUACAUGAAUAUCUUCUUUUGAAAGGUGUUGAAGCAGUUAGUAUUCAUGGUGGAAAAGAUCAAGAUGAACGUGUAUCAGCUGUUACAGAGUUUAGAGCUCAUCAUCGUGAUGUCUUAGUUGCUACAGAUGUGGCUAGUAAAGGUUUGGAUUUUCCAGAAAUUAAUCACGUGGUCAACUAUGAUAUGCCUGAAGAUAUUGAAAAUUAUGUACAUCGCAUCGGUCGUACUGGUCGUGGUCAUCAACGUGGGUUAGCCACAACAUUUAUCAACAAAUCAGUGGAUGAAUCCACUUUAUUAGAUUUAAAGCAUUUACUCAUAGAGGCUAAUCAACCUGUGCCAGAAUUUCUUGUUGAAUUGGCAUCAGCUACUGAAGUUGAACUUGAAAUGGGUGGUGAAGUUGGCUGUGCAUAUUGUGGUGGUUUAGGUCAUCGUAUAACACAUUGUCCAAAAUUAGAAGCAAUGCAGAAUAAAGCUGCUAUUAAUCUGGGUCGUAAAGAUUUCUUGUCUUCUGCAGAUUAUUAACAAAUUAUCAUUAUUAUCAUUAUCAUCUGAUAAGCUGAAUACAGCCAAACAUUUGAUAGUUACUGUAAAUAAUUCAUAAAUUUAAUUUGUAAAUAAAAUCUUCAAUUGACGUUCAUGCUUUUUCUUUUUCCUUGUCUUGGUUCAAAAGCUUAAAUUUCAAGUUUGUUUUUCUUCAAAAUCAUGAAAGAAAUUGUCUCAAGUUUAAUAUACUGUUAUAUUACUGCAUAUACUAUAUUUAAUCAUAUCUAAAUACUGUGAUUCACGAAUGAAAGUUCAUUUUUGGUCUGUAAAUUGUCAGAAUAGUUUCUUUGUAAAUAUUUUCUCGGUUCACAUUUAGUUGUACUGUAUACACAUGUUUUUUACUACUUAGAAACCAAUAAUUCUAAAAUAAAUCGAAUGAACUUCGAUCUGAGAAGAUGGGAUUUACUGAUUUAGUCACCAUACUUUACUGAAUUCUUUACUUUCCCUUGGCAAUUUUACUCAACCACUUGGGUUCAAUUCCCGUUAGUUCGAUGAAUGGGCACGAUAUGAAUCAUGACGAGAUAAAACUCCAGUCUUAUGCCUCCUGUUUUUUAUUUGUUUUGAUAUAUUUCGUGAAAUUAGUUAGUAUUGUGGUGAACGAGAACACAAGUGGGGACAAUCGAAUGUAUUUGAAUAUAAAAUUACAGAACAUCUUAGUAAAAUCUGAGAACCAUACAGUAUAUAAUUGAUUUGCAAAAUGUCAAUCAGUCGUCUCAGACUUCAUAAUAAUUUUUUAUUUCCCAACUAAUCAUUCUCUGUUCUCGUUCUCUUUCCUUUAAUCUUCUUGACCUUCUGCCACCAGACAUUUCACUUUUGAUUAAUGAUACAUACUACUUAUAUCUGUCGACAUCAGUAGCACAACAAAGUAUGUUCCCUGAUUUGCAUCGAUUCUUCAACUGAUUACUAUCAAAAGUAAGAAUUAUUUUCAAGCUGUACAAAUCCCUACAAACUGUUAGUUUGUGUUAAUUGACUGAAGAGAAUGAGCAACAAAAAAAAACAAUUGAUUCCUUAUAAAAACCUAUAGCAUUUAUUUUUUCCACUAAUAUUUUGUAUGUAUGUUAUUUUAUUGAAAGAAAACUUGUUCCACUGGGGAACGAUAUUAUUUUCUAUUAUCAGUUCAUUCGAGGGCUUAAAUUAAUAAUUCAGUCUUGUGAGCAGCAAUUGUUCGGCCACAGUACAUCUCAUAGUAUAUCAUCUAUUGACCAGUAUUGUUUUCUUUCAUUUUAACAAUCGGAAAUUUGCUCAAAGAAAUUCAACUCUAUAAAAUAAAUCAAUUAAAAUAGAUAAAAUAAAUUAUAUUUUGGUAAACUAAUGAACAUUCAGUUAAAUAAUAACUUACAAAUGAUUUUAAUAUGAACUUUACUGAAGUUUUUUCCAUUAAUAUGAAAUUUGUUGUUUUGUUUCAAUGUUCCAAGUAAAGUUCCAUCAGAUAGUUGUGUUGCUUUAAUUGAAUCAUAAACUAUAUCGGUCAC
Schistosoma guineensis is the source of this 3428-nucleotide messenger RNA. Lineage: Eukaryota; Metazoa; Platyhelminthes; Trematoda; Strigeidida; Schistosomatidae. The record is from the annotation of a GenBank genome assembly.